ACGAUUUGGCGCCUGCAUAAAUUAUUUACCUACUCUCGUACUGACAGUUAGGUGCCUAUAAUUUAUCAACAGUCCUUUGAAAUUACGAACAAUGGACGGACAGGGCGAUAGUAUACAAACAUUUAGCGAUUUGCGGCUAGCACAUGACCGACUGAAUCAGAUUCCGAUGACAAAAAUCUCGCAGUUGUCCCUGGAUAGUCUCCGUCGACAGGACAGUGAUGUGGAAGUUUAUGAAUAUAUGUUUACGGAAGUACUUCACUUCUUCGAUCCGGAUGAGUUUGAAAAGACGGUUUCCGAGGUAUUACUUCCCGAGCUGCUCAAACAUUUGAAAAAGAUCGCAACUGAGUUAAAAGACAACGCUCUCUCGUGCUUUCUAACAGACAACCUUAGGUCAUUGCUGACCUUCGCCAGAUUGCUUUCGAAGUUUGCCGAGUAUGUUGUGGGAUCUUCUAAAACAUACCAGCUUUAUAAAACAGUUACAGUGUUCUUGGAGUUCCUCGUGCACAGUUAUGAAGUUAUUCGGGACAAAAUCACCGUUAUUCAGCAAAAAACUCCAGAGUACGACAUUUUGAAGCACAUAUACACAAUAUGUCAGAGUAUUCAGCUUUCGAUGACGAACUUGUUGGCGUCCUCUGAGGAGCCAGCGCGUUACUUCCAGCACACAGAUGUUGAAGACGAAUACAGUUGUUUGAAGGAUGUGAUUUCGAUGUUUUGUAAAAUCGGUCUCGUGACGACUACCGUUGACUUAAAACUGUCUACCGAAGCCUGGAAGGCGGUUGUUAAACUCAUUUCAAGGCAUGCAAAACAAAUUGAAAACAAAGGCACAGUUUGGUUGCACAACCAUAUUUCAGCAAUCAACAUGGAAAUAGAUACCUUUUCUCAUUUGCUACUACAACAUAAAAGCUUUACUAAGAACGACAUGGUGAAAUUGAAACUCAAAAGUCUUCUGCUUAAAGUGUUGUUGAGGCUAAUGCCAUUGAUUGAUGUAGAUGAAUUCGAUGGUCACGGUGAAAUAUUGAAUGCGGUGGUAGCUAUCGAGUGUACAUUAUCGUUAAAAGAAUUAGAUGAAAAUUCAAAGCUAUCAAUUCGUCAAUAUCUUAAAGCAGGCUACAUGAGUUUGAUUGGAUUAUUGUUCAAUUCAUCAAAGUUUGCAAAGGCUUUCGUGUCUCUACAAUAUCAAUCAAUUGAAGAAAUGGCCGGUUUCUUCGAAAUAGUCAUGCAUGUGAUCUCGAAAUUGAUAACCGAUGACAGAGAUUCUCAUAUAAUCGAAAAGUACACGAAUCUCCUGCAAACAUGUAUCCACAAUAUAUCGAGAAGUCAUCAUCUGUUUAUUGAACGACACGAUAUUUAUCGUCGAUUGCUAGUGCACCUUUCAGCAUUCGUUAUAAUAUGCAGAAAAUGUCCUUCGCAGAAACGGCAAAAACAGCUCGAGGAGAAUCUCGUGGGGAUGAUCCUUACGGACUCAUAUUGGGUCGGCAUAAUGGGGCUAGAUAUUUGGAGCGUGUAUCUGCGAUACCAUUCGGUUGAUCUACUGUGGGAAUAUUUCAAAUUUUGGAAACUUAUAAACGACAAAUUUUCAGCGUUCCCAUCUAGGCUAAGAGCAGUGUUUGUGAGGCGGUUACUUCGGAAUAUAUACAUUUUUGCACCUAGGAAUAUCCAGCGGAAGGCAUGGACCGAAUAUUCUGUGUUGAAGAAGGAAAAUUAUAGGCUAUGGGCAGCGGUGAAACUGAAAACAGUCGACAAUGAGAUCGCUGAUAUAGCAAACGAAGAGCUGAAGGAACGCGUUCAGAAAAAUCUCCCAAAUAUUGGUAGUAUGGAAUCGUUUUUCAACCUCCUUCACGAAAUAUUACUCAUCAAUAGUCGUGAAUGUAGAAGUCAUCCACAAAAGUUUGAAUCAGCUUUAUUGGGGCUAUGGAAAUCAUUUGCGAUGCUAAAUGUAGAUGCAGUGAACAGCAGCUCGAUAGUAUGUACGCUUAUUGACAUAUCGGCGUGUCCAAUACAAAAUUCGUCGUCACAACAUUCAGAAUUUAGCAAAAUACUUACCGAUACAUUAUCUGAUAGGAUUCAUAGCUUAAGCCUGGUAUCGAAACACCAUUUGCUCAAUCUUAUUGAUGGAGUAUUACCGAGCGACGAGGGCAAAAAACUGCUGCAAUUAUUGACCGACGAAAAUGACAUGGUUCUCAGAGGAAUAGCAACAUACAUGCUCAAAAAAUCAAAGGGUUUGAAAAAACAAACGAAUCUCUCAUCAUCCGUCGUGCGACCUGCUUCUUGGGAUCGAACCAAAUGUCAAUCAAUCGUGCAUCACUGUUAUUCUACGAAAGUGAAAAUCGCAGUGGAUCAACAUAUAAACGAUAAAAUCGACGAGCUUUUCCCUGAUGAUCAUUUCUUAUUGAAGGGGAGCUUGGGGGAUGACGAAGACAUGUAUGCUGCAAAGAGACCAAAAUUAGAUCAUGGCAAUGAAAGCAAUUAUAGUAAAAUGUCCGAAUCGAUUGAAAUAAUAAACCAACAGGUUAAAGUUCUGCAAGAAAUUUCUCGCGAAAAUUCAAUGCACAUAAAUCAACUAGAUAAGAUAAGAAGUAUAUGCGCGAUGCUAAACGCUUUUACUCAUCCCGUUGAUCUGUAAACCAUAAUUUUACUUUAGUAGUAGAACCAUUUGGAUAAGA
Molecule: messenger RNA, 2663 nt
Organism: Toxorhynchites rutilus septentrionalis
Lineage: Eukaryota; Metazoa; Arthropoda; Insecta; Diptera; Culicidae
Exons: 4
Coding region: 92-2623 (843 amino acids)
Source: RefSeq, a predicted model, not a curated record